Linum tenue is the source of this 1397-nucleotide messenger RNA. The record is from the annotation of a GenBank genome assembly. Lineage: Eukaryota; Viridiplantae; Streptophyta; Magnoliopsida; Malpighiales; Linaceae.
GUUCCCCUUAUUUAAAAGUCUAUCGCUUUGUCUUCAAGUGCAAUUGAAUCGCUGUUCUAAGCCAUUAGCUUCAACCGAAACCUCUCCUCUCCUCUUGUCUUCCAUUCUCUUUGAACUCUCUCUUGUUCUUCACUGAUUGCCUAUUGCUUACCAUCCUUUCGUUCUGGUUACUUUCAGUUUCGUUCUCUCUUGCGGUCUUGCCCCUUGCUUGAGCUGAAGGUUUCGUACACUCUUUCUCAACCCAAUUAAACAAAACAAUUACCAAUUCGAACUCAUCCCUCACGUCUCUGAAGUCCGAACAAGAGCCAGAAAAAUGGCGUCUUUCGCUCCAAUCUCUCAAUCCCAGUCUCUAUUUAACAAGCCCCGAGCUGGGUUGAUUCUGCCUUCCCGCUCUGCUGCUGUUUCCCAUCUCCAAUCAUCUGGGUUUGUCUCCAGAACGGCGUCAGUCCAAUUUCGAGUCCCUGCUUCCAAGACGUUCGAUAAAAUGCCCCAGAGAGCUGUUGUGGUGGCGGCUACGACUGCUGAGAAGGCGCAGAAGAGGUACCCUGGCGAGGCGAAGGGGUUUGUGGAGGAGAUGAGGUUCGUGGCGAUGAAGCUGCACACGAGGGAGCAGGCGAAAGAAGGGGAAAAAGAGGUUAAGAAGCCUGAAGAGCAGGCCAUCCCUAAAUGGGAGCCUACGGUUGAUGGGUACUUGAGGUUUUUAGUUGAUAGCAAGUUGGUUUACGAUACUCUUGAAGCAAUCGUUGAGAGCGCGCCUCAUUCUAUCUAUGCUGAGUUUAAGAACACGGGGUUGGAAAGGUCUGGAAAUUUGGCUAAAGAUCUGGAAUGGUUCAAAGAGCAAGGCUACACCAUUCCUGAACCUUCUUCUCCUGGAGUUACUUAUGCCGAAUAUCUGAAGGAACUGGCAGAUAAGGAUCCUCAGGCAUUCAUUUGCCACUUCUACAACAUAUACUUUGCCCACUCCGCUGGUGGUCGCAUGAUUGGAAGGAAGGUGGCUGAAAAGAUACUCAAUAAUAAAGAGUUGGAAUUCUACAAAUGGGAGGGGGAUCUUUCGCAAAUUCUGCAGAAUGUCAGGGACAAGUUGAAUAAAGUCGCGGAGAACUGGACCAGAGAAGAGAAGAACCAUUGUUUAGAAGAAACAGAGAAGUCAUUCAAGCAUUCAGGGGAGAUCCUCCGUUUAGUACUGUCAUAAGCGAACUGUGGUAGUGAAUACAUUCGGUACGGCUGAAGCCCUUGUCUAUCGAUGUCUAUACUGCAAAACCUAGCUUAUCUUUACUUUACUUCCCCACUUGAAAGGAAACAUGAAAGAAAAAUGCUGUAACUUGAUUCAAGGGCAUUAAGAAGAAAGAAAGAAAUUUGUGAAUAUGAUCUCUACCUAAGCAAUAUAUAUGUCUGCC